AUGGAGAUGAACUACUUUAACCGACCGGAAGAUGACGAAGGAGCUGAAGGGUGUGAUGAUGAGGUUGUCAUUAGCGAUACACCUAUUGACGAGGAUGACUUUCUUUCCGGACUAGAUAGACUAGACGAUGCAAAAAACCUCCAGUUUCCGUGA
This is a messenger RNA of Paramuricea clavata, 153 nucleotides long. The record is from the annotation of a GenBank genome assembly. Lineage: Eukaryota; Metazoa; Cnidaria; Anthozoa; Malacalcyonacea; Plexauridae.